UUAAAACAAAAAAUUAAACCGGAAACGGACGUGCAACGAAGUUAUGAAAAUUUGCUGGUUUAACUGAUGUAGGGAGUUUGAGGAGAAGAUGGAGACAUAUUUGACCCUACUUUAUGUCACAAUAGAACAGGAGGUGGCCUUAAAGGAGCUUUUCCUCAGCAAGGGAUGGUUAUAUGCUAAACCAGACUUGUCUGUGCUGACCUCAAAUGUAGGACCUCCAGAAAGUUUCACCAGCACUGGCGGCAUUGUUAAGUUCACCGACGAUAAUGGUGCAACAGAGCAGAGGGCUAAAUUUGUCCACCCAAAAGUCGUUGAAAAUGAAGAUGGUAUAGUUGAAGACACUUGUGUUAAGGUCGAGUACGAUGAUGAAUACGGAGGGGAUACUGAUGAAGUACUUACUGGUCAGGACUAUGAUGAUGAUGAUUAUAAUGCUGAUGACCAUGAUGAUGACGACGACUUUGCUGACUUAGUUGAAGCUGCAGAGCCAGUAAAUGAAGCUCCUAAGGAAACUAGAAAAUCUCCUAGGAAUAGGAGUAAGAAAACAAAAGCUAAAAGUGUGUUGACCAAUCAAAAGACAGCACAAGUCAUUUCUUUCCAAGCUGAUGGAAGCCUUGCUCAAACUGUAAAAGAAACGCCAAAGAGCAAGAAGCGGAAGGUAGAUGGUGCUGAGGUCGGGGAAGGGGAGGCCGUGGACAGAGAGGAUAUGAUGUCACCCACCAUACGCAAGGCUAGCAAGAAGAGGCGGUUGUAUGAUACUGGGCUCAUAGCUAGGGCAUACAAAGAUGUGGUUGAGUCUGGGAUGUCAGUGUACAAGGCAGCUAGGCUGUAUGGGCUUCCUGAGUCUACUCUCCGUGACCGAACCCUCGGGCUGCAGCCAGUGACGGAUGAGACGGAGUAUUUACCUUGCUCAGGUCACCAGCCCACAUUUACCACUAACGAAGAGAAGCAGUUGGUGGACCACAUUAGCUACAUGGCGAGCAUUGGAUACAGUUUCAACCGGGUAGAGCUUCUGAACCUUGCCACCGACUGGGCAAUGACACUUGGUCGAAAGAAGGAAAAUGACCCACCGUGUGCAGCAUCAUGGUAUACCAGGUUCAAACGGAGAAACCCUGAUGUCGCUUUAGCCAAGCCACAAAAACUAUCAGUACUCAGAGCCCAAUGCACCUCUGAGGAGACCAUGAAUAUGUACCAUGGAGAGCUUGAGAAGGUCAUGAGGAAAUAUGACCUGGAGAAUCACCCUGAGUUUAUCUGGACAGUAGAUGAAACAGGAUUGAUUAUUGAACAUGAUCCCUACCAUGCAGACUGUGUUGAAGGCUUUACACCACAGGCCAUAACCUCAAAUAGGGGAAAGACUGUGACUAUUAUAGCCUGUGGAAGUGCGGCAGGCAGCAGACUUCCUCCGUAUUAUGUCUUCCCAGGUAUAAGAUGGAACCAGGACCUGUUGACUGGGGCUAGUCCUGGGUCCGGCGGUACUAUGACAGAGUCAGGUUGUUCAAGCUCCCUUGUCUUCAUGAUGUUUUUGGAGCAGCACUUCAUGAAGCACGUGACAACCAGGGACCAUCCCGUCAUGAUCCUGUUUGACGGUCAUAAAUCGCACAUCAACCUCACCUUAUCAGCAUGGGGGGAAGCGAACAACAUUGUAUUCUAUGUACUUCCACCACACACUUCACAUGUCACACAUCCCAUUGAUGGUGGUUGUUUUGGGCCAUUAAAGAACUUAUACCACAGCGAAUGCCAAGCAUACCUGCAAAGUAACCCAGGGAUGCCGAUAAACUGCUACAACAUUGCACAGAUAUCUAGCAAAGCCUAUAACAAGGGAGUUUCUCCUGAUAAUCUGAUUAGUGCAUUUAGGAAGACUGGGGUAUUUCCACGAAAAAGGGGUUUAAUUAUUGCCACCAAUUCUGCCUCAUCCACCAUCUGUGCCAUUGAUCACACAGGCGACCAUGAGCAGUCAACAGAUGACAAUCAAAAUGUCGAGUCCUUCCUUCAUAGCAGGAAAAUCAUUAAAGUAGUGGAGACGUCCAAGAAGACCAUGGAAAGGAAUCCAACCAUCAUAACAACUCCAUCGAAGGAGGAACUGAUGACUCCCACUGUAAAUACCAAAAAAGUCAGUAGUUCAUUCAAUUUCGACAAGAAGUCUGUCACCAAAAAGUCUGACACUCAACAAAUGCCUGGUUCGUCUGGGGAUCGUGACUUGGUGGAAAGUGACCCCCACAGUGAGUAUUCAGAGCAAGUGGAAGAGGAAGUUGCAGAAGAGGAGUUGUGCUGUGUCUGUAAAAAGUUUGCACCAGAACCAAUGAAUCCCAUGAACCAUCUUGAACUUUUGAGUUGGGGGGAGUGUGAAAGAUGCGGCCACUGGACUCACCUGAAAUACUGCUGUAGUGUGAAAGUUCUGCAGAAACAGGACAAGUUCUUGUGUCCCUGCUGUGAUAAGUAACUGAUUGUGAUAGCCUUGCUUAAAUCCAGUGAUAUUAUUUGUUUGCAUGACAUAUUUAAGAAAAUUCAUUUUCCAAUCAGUAUCAGUUAGUUUUAUAUACCAUUAUCGAUGUCUAGGUGUUUUUUUGUUAAAACAACCAUGGCUGCCAUCUUGGAAUUUUUCAUAUACCUAUAUGUAUUAUUGGUGGAAUCAUGGAAAUUUGGCUUCUGCAUUAAACUUCCAUUCAGUAAGCUAAAAUUGAAUAUACCGUAAGUCAAUUUACAACAUGGCUGGCAGUUAUUGGUAUAGGAAUGUUUUAUACCCUUAAAGCAAUGUUUAUAUUAACCCUUUGCAUGCUGGGUAAAUUGUUGUCUGCUCAAAAAUGUUGUAUGGUUUAUUCUAAAUUUCUUUCAAUUUACUUAAAACUUUGGGGAUAUAUUGACUUGAGUGGCAAACAGCUUGGAACCUGACCAGGCUCCAAGUUACUCAGCGUCUGGUAUGGUUCCAAGCUGUUUGCAAAGCUUUUAAAAUCGCCAUCAGCAGCUUAAGGGUUAAUAUAAAUAAAUACAUUCAUGUUGAUGAUAAUAUCAACAAAUAAAAUUCAUCACAGCUGUAUUUGGAGAUCACUGGAUAUAAACAAUGCUAUCACACUCAGGAAGCCUUGUAUACUGACAUCCCAGACUCAACCACAACCUUGUUUGCCUUAGUGAUGAGCCCAGUAUCAUUCAACUGCUUCUUCUGGCAAACCUUGACUUUGUUAGGUCACUGAAAUUACACACAUAAACAAAAAUGUUAACCAAAUUGUGUCAGAUUUGUGUUCAACAUUAGUUUCUGUCGGCCAACAGUGAAAAGUCAGAAGUUUAGAUGAGUAGCACUGUUGCCAAACAUCGCAUGCGCAGAGGUGUGUCAUAUGACGUUAUCAACAUGAUAUAAGCCCAUGUCAAAAUUUGUUUCGUGAAUUAUUAAAGAUUUAUUCAUUGGUUGUAACAUUUAUGAAUAGUAAAAGUUAGAUAAAUCAUUUCUGUUGAAUUUUGAUGUAAUAAAUAUAUAACUUUAUUAAUACCCUUCGGAAUGACAUAUCUCUUGAAAGUUUCACAUUGACAUAUAUUGGGAGAUAUUGUAAACAAAGGAUACUGGAAAUGCUCUUAAGGAACUCGAUAUUCGCAUUAUUCAGAUUCCAAUAUAAAUAGUUAACCACCAGGCCCCAAUUUCUCGAAACUUCUUAAGUCUCUUAUAACAGGAUUAAGCUUAAACCACUAUUUUUUGUCUUUCAAUAUUUUGCGUUUUAUAUACUCAAUCAAAUGUUUUAAUAUUUAAGAAAGGAAUUAUCGUUACGAUUAUCACAAUAAACCAUUUCUCAUUUAUAAAAAAUCAAUUAAAGUAUGUAUUUUUGCUAAUUGGAAUAAGAAACUUAAGCCGGUAAGGCUUAAGAAGUUUCGAGAAAUUGGGGCCAGUAGUUUGUACAAUGGGAAUAGACCUGUUGAUUUGAUUAGCAGGAAGGCUUAAAACUAAAACAAUGAGAAACAACAUAUUGGUUUUGAAUGACAGUUAAACAAUGAUUUAUUAAAAGGGAAAUUAAAAUAGCAAACCUUUACCAUGUGUUUUUUUAAUUAGACGUCAAUAUUUCCAUUCUUCCAUUAUCUGAUUAUUCUUUGUUUACUUUGGAUGAUUUUGGCGUUUAUUUCAAUAUGUGGGUACAGCGAGGGUCAAUCAAGUGAAGAAACAAUUUCAUGAGAGUUUCUGCUGUAAUGACCGUGGCGAUUUCAUUGGAACUAUUAAAGAUUAAAAAAACCUUUUCAACCAAACACUUCCUUUUCACUGAAUGUUUACGUUAACUUCCGGUAAAUGUGUAAAAAACAGUCCCUGGAAUAAUUUGUUACUGCAACAUGGAGUGUGUCAUUAACGGUAAAACUAAUUUUCUUUCAUGGAUAGUUUUGUUUAAAUCCCUUUCAAAGCUUGGCUAGUGUCAGUUUUUUCCUACCUGUUGGCCAUUUUUUGUUCAAUGAAUGAAUAUAGAAAAAUGUUACUUAAUUAAUGUAGUAAUAAGUGUAAUAAUGAAAUUUAACUACAGGUUACUAAAUUUCAAUUUAAUCGGACUCUCGUUUAUCAUU
Molecule: messenger RNA, 4527 nt
Organism: Mya arenaria
Lineage: Eukaryota; Metazoa; Mollusca; Bivalvia; Myida; Myidae
Exons: 4
Coding region: 89-2437 (782 amino acids)
Cellular component (GO): nucleus
Molecular function (GO): DNA binding
Source: RefSeq, a predicted model, not a curated record